GGCCGGGCCGCGCGUCAGAACUGGCUGCCCAGCUGCAGCCGUUGGCCGCCGCCGUGGACCGCGCUGGCCCUGCGCGCCGGCCCCGGGAGCCCCCGCGGGACGCAGAAGAGGCCCCGGCGGCCGGGCAGACCCGCAGCCCCGAGCCGUGGGCCGGCCCCGCGGGCAUGUCGGAGGCGCGGAAGGGGCCGGACGAGGCGGACGAGAGCCAGUACGACUCGGGCAUCGAGUCCCUGCGCUCGCUGCGCUCGCUGCCCGAGCCCCCCGGGCCCUGCCCCGCGCCGCGGGGCCCCGCCGAGGAGCCGCACGGCCAGCGGCCGGACCCCGCCUGCGGCCCCGCGCCGCCCGCCGACGCCCGGCCUUUGUCGGGGAGCCCCGGGACCGAGCCCCCCGCCGGAGCCCUGAGCCCCCAGCAGCUGGAAGCGCUCACUUACAUCUCCGAGGACGGGGACACGCUGGUCCACUUGGCCGUGAUUCAUGAGGCCCCAGCUGUGCUGCUCUGUUGCCUGGCGCUGCUGCCCCAGGAGGUCCUGGACAUUCAGAACAACCUCUACCAGACAGCGCUCCAUCUAGCUGUGCAUCUGGACCAGCCGAGUGCUGUUCGGGCCCUGGUGCUGAAGGGGGCCAGCCGGGUGCUCCAGGAUCGGCGUGGGGACACAGCCCUGCAUGUGGCCUGCCAGCGCCAGCACCUGGAUUGUGCCCGCUGCCUGCUGGAGGCACGGCCAGAGCCAGGCAGAGGAUCUACCCACUCUCUGGACCUCCAACUGCAAAACUGGCAAGGUCUGGCCUGUCUCCACAUCGCCACCUUGCAGAGGAACCGCAGGCUGAUGGAACUACUGCUGGGGAACGGAGCUGACAUAGACGCGCAGGAGGGCACGAGUGGAAAAACAGCCUUGCACCUGGCCGUGGAGACCCAGGAGCGGGGCUUGGUGCAGUUCCUGCUCCAGGCUGGCGCCCGGGUGGACGCCCGCAUGCUCAACGGGUGCACGCCCCUGCACCUGGCCGCUGGCCGUGGCCUCAGCAGCAUCGCAUCCACCCUGUGCGAGGCAGGGGCCGACUCCCUGCUGCGGAACGUGGAGGACGAGACGCCGCAGGACCUGGCGGAGGAUCCCCUUGCUCUUUUGCCCUUCGACGACCUGAAGAUCUCCGGAAAGCCACUGAGGUGCGCCAACUGAAGCCAGGCUGGCUCUGGGGCCCCCAGGACACUGCCUUGCUCCUCCGGACGCCGGGAGCCACAGCAGCUGCAGUUUGCUUCCAGGCCCGUGCCCUUCCUGUGUCCCCAGGGCUGCUGAGGACAGCCAGUGGCCGGCAGGCAGGAGCGAGAGGAGGAACCCAAAGCGAGAGCAACCGUCUGGAAGGCCGAGUGCUCCAGACAGCAGAGAUGCUGGGACAGUUGCCCCCUUUCGCCGCCCCACCCCCUUGCCAAGCCCUGGAUGACCUGUGCAAAGCCGGUCUGCCUCCCCUGAGGUGGGCCGGGCCUUAUUGGCUCAGGCUGGAACUGCCAACCUGUAGGAAAGCAUGGAUGCAUGGACCCCCCCCAGUGGGGCAGGACUGAACAAGGAACCCGCAGGAGCCUGAGGGAUUCCACCUCAUUGCUGAGAACUCUGACUGAAAGGUGAAAGACUUCACACAGGAGCCCCCCAGCUGGCCGCUGGGGAAGAGGAACUCUCGAUGACACAACACUAAACCUGCAGAGACGCUGCUCGCGCUCUGCCCCAGUUGUUUUGUGUACGUGCAUGUCUGUGUGUUGGGAAAUUUCAGGCGGGCCACUCUGUGACCUUGUGGUGGCGGCAGGGAGAAGGCUGGGGCCUCGCUGGGGAGGGGAGAGGAACCCACAGUCCUCAGGCCUCUUCUGUGGGAAUGCGGAGGGGCUGAGGAGGGAAAGGGCGACCCAGGUGGGAGGCUCCCCCCUCCCCGCCACCUCCAGGGCCCAUCUGGAGAGCCCGGAGCAGAUGGGCCGGCCUGGGAGGGUGACACAAGGCGGCCACGGCUUUUAACUGACUCUCUUUCAUUCCACACAUGUCAGGUCAGGCUCCACUGCCAUGAGGAAUACGGGGAGUAAAUCAACAGCCUCUGGCCCCUUAGAGCUCACAGUCCCGUGAGCAGGGCAGUCGUUCAUAAACGUGCAAAUAAAUACGCUAUUGUGAAU
Messenger RNA from Sorex araneus (European shrew), 2146 nucleotides. It is a transcript of the gene NFKBIE, whose product is annotated as NFKB inhibitor epsilon. Gene Ontology annotation, molecular function: protein binding. The transcript has 6 exons. Gene Ontology annotation, cellular component: cytosol. The record is from RefSeq and is a predicted model, not a curated record. NCBI's taxonomy places the organism in Eukaryota, Metazoa, Chordata, Mammalia, Eulipotyphla, Soricidae. Gene Ontology annotation, biological process: signal transduction; cellular response to lipopolysaccharide. Bases 165 to 1172 code for a protein of 335 amino acids.